GGAAAAUUGACCUUUUUUUUGAGAGAAAUAGGUCAGUGAGUUAGAUUAUUAUUUCAGUCUUUAAGGUUUGGCUGAUAAACCGUUGAGCAAAAAAGAGUGGAGAAGAGAGUAGUAGAAAUCAGAGAGGGGAAAAAUCAGAUAUUAACUCAUUUCUUCUCCCUUCGUUUUUUCCUCCAAUUGUUCUUUUCUUGAACAUUUUUUUGGUAGCAUUUUCUGUCAAAGUUGUUUAUAGAGCACUUCUAGAGUAAAGUGUCUGGAUCAUGACUCCUGUCUGUUUGGAAAGAGGGAGAUUUCCAAAAUAUGAUACCUGUAGCUUUUGUAUCUUCAUUGAACAUAAAGGGAUUUUUGGUAGAUUCUAAUUUAGGACAAGAUGAAGUCCUGAUGAAAAGUCUAUUAUCUACUGUGAUUGUUAGAAGUUAUUGAACUUAUGAAACUAUGGCAGAGAGAGAGACAGCAUCAUCCGUGCCCCCAAAGUGUGGGCCAUACAUUUCUUCUGUCACUAGUCGGAGUAUGAACUUGAUGAUACGUGGAGUAGUUCUGUUUUUGAUUGGAGUGUUUCUUGCAUUAGUAUUAAAUCUACUUCAGAUUCAGAGAAAUGUCACACUCUUUCCACCUGAUGUGAUUGCAAGCAUCUUUUCUUCAGCAUGGUGGGUACCACCAUGCUGUGGCACAGCUUCAGCUGUGAUUGGGUUAUUAUACCCCUGCAUUGACAGGCAUCUGGGAGAGCCACAUAAAUUUAAAAGAGAGUGGUCCAGUGUAAUGCGAUGUGUAGCAGUCUUUGUUGGUAUAAAUCAUGCCAGUGCUAAAGUAGAUUUUGACAACAAUAUACAGUUGUCUCUCACACUAGCUGCACUAUCCAUUGGUCUGUGGUGGACUUUUGAUAGAUCACGAAGUGGUUUUGGCCUUGGAGUAGGAAUUGCUUUCUUGGCAACCUUAGUCACUCAACUACUAGUCUAUAAUGGGGUUUAUCAAUAUACAUCUCCAGAUUUUCUUUAUGUUCGUUCUUGGUUACCGUGUAUAUUUUUUGCUGGUGGCAUCACAAUGGGAAACAUUGGUCGACAACUGGCUAUGUAUGAAUGUAAAGUCACUGCAGAAAAAUCUCAUCAAGAAUGAAGAAAGCAAAAUAUGUUUUUGUACAGAAAAAACCCCCAAGAUUUAAAGAAGCCUGUAAAUGAUAGAGAUACCAAGAAAACAUUGGACUGUAAAAUUGCUAAGAUGCAGUUUUUCCCUUCAGUGGUAUAUAUUUCUGCAAUCUGUGAUUGCUACUUCUGUAAAUCAGUUACAAACCUUUGUGUAUUUGAUUUAAGUAACUGUAAAAAAUGACGAUGCACCACAAACAAGAAUAUUGGUUAAUAGAUGGGUUUAAAAUUUUUUUUUAACAUUUAUUGUAUCACAAUGUUAAUGUGCCAAAGCAUUCUGUUAUUGUCAUACAGAAGAUGAGUACAUUAUGAACAUUUUAAAAAAGUUAUUGAAAUGGCGUACUAUAAAGAGGAAAGCCAAGAAUUCAAUUGAACAGCUGAUAUUUUCUCUUUUUUUAAAAAUUUUCUUGCCUUUUAUUUUUCUACGAACACCAGUGUGAGUUAUGGGUACCCUACUUUGUGGUUGGGAUUCUGUCUUAAUGUGUAAACAAACAGAAGCCUAGAGUAUUUGAAUUUUUUGUCUUUUGUGGAAAAAGUGAACUUUACGUGAAAUGUUUUUAAAUACAUAUCUACCUGCAAUGCUGGAGAGGAUCCAAAGAAUAAACACCUAUGUAGACAAAUAUUACUAGUAUUGUAUGUGAAGCCCGUGAGAGAUUGUCAGCAUUACUAUUUUUCAGUCAGAGUUUAGGAGAGGAUGGAGUAGGUAAAAGUAAGGGUCAUGAAAGAGCAAAACUAGAAUGAAUGUGAAUUUUGAAAAAAAAAUGGCUUUCUGCAACUACGCAAUGUUUAAAGUGGCUUUUUAAUAGUCACAAGGAAUUUAGCACCUCUUAAUUCUUUGCACAUAUAACAACCCCCAGAUCUGUAGAAAUGAAGGUUCUAAUGCUAAUUUGGGGGUUCUGGUAAUGUUAACAAACCGCUUUGGCUUGGUUGACUUUUCAUCAGAACCCUUGGAUUUACAGCCUCAUUAUAUGCAAUUGGGGGCAUGUAAUUUUUUUAUGUAUUAACAUACCCAAUAGUGAAGAGUUCCAGUCUAUUGGUUAAAUAUGUAUUAAGAGUUUUAUGCAUAUUAAAGGUCUUGUUUAAAAGUUCUGUGUAUUUUUAUCUGCUUUUUAAGAUUAUAAUCACUUAAGAAUAGUUUGAAGCAUAUUAUUAAUUUAUUUGCAAAUAUCAUAUUCGAAAUUGAUAAUUUUUUGCUACAUGGGGGAAAUUAUUUCAAAAUAGUGUAUGUAUGUACGUGUAUAUAUAUGUAUGUAUGUGUGUAUACGUAUACAUAUGGUACACAUAUGCCCACAUUCUCCUAUGAUACUAAGUAGAUUUUUAAAAAUAAAGUUUAGUUUAAAGAACUUGUUACCAGACUAAGACCUUUUAUGCCAGAUUUUAAUCUGCUUUCACAUUUUAAGGCUGGUAAUUAUGAAAUCCUAAAAAUAGAAUGCAUACUGAACAUGUGGACCCAGCCUUUGCUACAGUAGCAUGUGUAGGCUACUAUAAAUUAUUAUCCUAUCUUCAAGAAGCUGUUCUUAAUUUAGAAUAAAUAAAUAUAUAUUUUAGAUACAAUUUUGUAAGCACUAUAAAAUCUUUACUAAUCAGUUAUAAGAUCUCUGAUGUACUUUAAAAAUUGCUUUUAAAAGCAAAAGACAUAUUAAAAAUAUAAUUAUUAUUUUUGUCUUUUUUUGUCAUAGUAAAUAGUAAAUGAUCAUACUGUGAAUUAGCCUGAUGGGCCAAAUUACCUAUACAGUUUUAACUUGUAAAAAGAAAUAAUGAAGGAGAACUAAGCCUAUUAAUAGAAAGAGAUUAUUAGGAUAUGCGUAGACAUCAGGCUUUUAAAAAUGUUUUGCAGAUUAUCUGAAAAACUAAAGUGUUAUGAAAAUUUGGCAUUAAGAUCUUGUAUAGGCAUAGUUAAUUAUAUAUUAGUCCUGGAAGAUUAUGUUAUGUAUUUAUUAAGUACCUUCCAUAUACAGUAUAUAGCCUGGUUUUUGGAAAAAUAAGCCUAUAGGCCCAGUUGAGAAAUUGGCAUCAAAAAUUAAAUCUCAUACACACUUUCUUCAUCAGAGGGGUGGCUUGACUUUUAGGUUGGGUAAUUUUCAGAACCAUUAUUUCAAGUUGGCAAAGAUUCCCAACAACCUUUAAGUAUUUCAUAGUACUUCAGUGAUAUAUUUUAUCAUAUUUCUAAUUCCAGAGCCUUUUGCAUUUUUAUAAUCUUCAACUCCUUGAAGAUGAUUACUUUGUCAGUGUCAGUUCUCUCAGCUAAAUGCCAACAUUAGUUCCUUCUCAUUUCUCAUAAAUUAGUCUCUUGAGCUUUUUAUAAUCGUUUCCCUGUAGUUUUCCUAUGGAUUUUAUUUUUUUUUUUACUCAGAAUGUGUAUGAUACCUUCUUGUCAAGAAAGCCAACAGGAAGGGAGGGUGGUUGCUACAAUAUUGAAAAGAAGACAGUAAACAUGGAAAUAGAAAACAACACAGAUAAUUUCAUGAUGCAGUAAAAUCUCAUGACGAUGUACAUUUAAAGAUUGUAUUUUGAAAUUUUUUAUGUUGAACUAACAGGAAAAACUCAUAAAAUGUUAAUUAUGUCUAAGAAAUAAUUGGUUUCAAUUAUAUACAUAUCUUAUUCUUGUUAUCUUUUAGAUUUAUUUUAGUAUCCUUAAUUUUUAAGGAGAUAUAAAUUAAGUUACAAGAAAUGUUUUUUCAUGUUUUAUUGUAUUAGAAUAAAGGGACAGGAACUGUUUUUCUUCGUCUUGCAUCUACCCUAAUACCUUGUCAGGUAUCUUGAGUGGAGUAGACAUUUAGGUGGUGUAUAAAUGAAUGAAUGGAUUUUACUGUCAUUUGGUUCUCUUCUUUAUCUACUUUGUUAUUCCUAAGUGAAAAAAUGAUUUCUGUGUUUUUGCCUUAUAGCACUUGCAUAUCUUCGGUCCCAGCAAGCAAUACUAGAUAAAACUCACAGAGUUGGGAAGUGGUAACGUUGAGGAGAGGGAAAGAAAAGAAGUGGGGAAGAGCUCACAUCCUCUUGACUCCCAGCAGACUGUGGUGGAGGAGAAUGCACCCAUCCUGAGAGACCUCUGCCGAUGAGUUUAUUUACUGUACCUUAAUAAGGAGAACAUAAAUGGUCUUUUCUUCCUCUCUCCUACCCCACCUCAACCCCAAGAUUGUUUUACUCUAAUAAAUUCUACAGUUUUCCUCUAA
This is a messenger RNA of Trichosurus vulpecula (common brushtail), 4312 nucleotides long. RefSeq names its product insulin induced gene 2 (gene INSIG2). Gene Ontology annotation, cellular component: SREBP-SCAP-Insig complex; endoplasmic reticulum. The transcript has 6 exons. Gene Ontology annotation, biological process: cholesterol biosynthetic process; cellular response to insulin stimulus; SREBP-SCAP complex retention in endoplasmic reticulum. NCBI's taxonomy places the organism in Eukaryota, Metazoa, Chordata, Mammalia, Diprotodontia, Phalangeridae. Bases 436 to 1113 code for a protein of 225 amino acids. The record is from RefSeq and is a predicted model, not a curated record.